Molecule: messenger RNA, 4985 nt
Organism: Eriocheir sinensis (Chinese mitten crab)
Lineage: Eukaryota; Metazoa; Arthropoda; Malacostraca; Decapoda; Varunidae
Product: zonadhesin-like
Exons: 4
Coding region: 1192-2619 (475 amino acids)
Source: RefSeq, a predicted model, not a curated record
CUGAUGAUGAUGGUGAGUAAUACCGUCGUCCUUCGGUGAAAUCUACCGUAGCUUUGGAAGAUCGUGGACACGUCAGAAAACCACGGGAAUAUGAGAACCACGCCAGCGGAAAUCGUGGUUUGACUGAAGAUCCACGGAAAAUUUGCCCAGUGUAAUAGCCCUUUCACGCUUCCUGUCAGUGUCUUCCGAGCCUGAAGCCUGACUCGCGGCGUUGGCAGGUGGAUCCAUCGCGGUGCCUCAUUGAUAUAAUUGGGCUCGUGUUGCCUAACCAUUCCCCGGCAGCUGUUCUCGCUCGUAGCCUUGACGAGACGCACCAGCAAUCAUUCCCUAAUAAUACAAGUUCUUCCCGGUGGCAGUGUUUAUAUGAGUGCCUGGCCGGUGUUUCUGUGGCUUCCCUGCGUUCACUUACUCCGCCGGCUUAUUUUCGUAAAGUCGUGCGUUAUCUGUUUCUCAAUCACUUAGAGACUCGCACAUCAAACACGCCUCAAACGGCCCCGCAGCGCCACCAACCGGUAUCUUCAGCACUGCAGGGAAAGAAAUUGAUAAAAAUAAAAGUAAUGAAAGUGUACGCCAAGCUUCCCUCUCUCUUUUCCUGAUGGUCAGUAUUGUAGUGUGACCGCCCAAGGCUACUGAUUCGAGGCAGACGGCGGCCAGUCAGUCUAGCGGUUAAUUCUCCCAUACAGUCUGACUCGUAACGAAAUAGUGCAACUUGGAUGUUGGGGAGGUGGUGUCCGAGUGGCUGCCGGGAUGUGUGACUCUUGCUUGGCCAUGCUGCCCCCCAGUGCUCCACUUGAACGAAGUCGCUGAAGUUAGGGUUGAUUGAAGAUUUCGGCAGCAUGUGGGUAAUCUUCUGCCACUCGACGAUAAUUGAAAAUUGUCAACGUCCUUCGGUGGGACUCGAACCUAGGUCCUCUGGCUUAGUGGUCAGGGCCAGCACCUAAAAAUUAAAAAAAAAUAUUUGGCUCCGGGUAAAGUCUUCGUACUCUUUACAGGCUCUCAGGACACGGAGACAAAGUCGAACGCUAAAGCAAUGUGAGUCUCGGCAGCCUGACAAUGUGCGGCUGAAUGAAUGAAUGGGAAGCAGAGACUGGAAAGCAGACAAUAUGAAGCAGAUAAUGGGAAGCUGAUUGCCAACUAGUUCAUUUGAUUUCUUUCAGACCGAACUUGUCCUCCUCCGGCAACAACAGUAAAAUGCCGUCCGCAACACUCCCGCGUGGCCUGCUGCUGCCUCUGCUCCUGCUGGCGGCGGCGGCAGCGUCAUGCUGUGCCUCCGCUGUGUCCGGCAUCACCAUCUCCCCGGUGCCGAUCGUCGUCAAAUCCCCGGGGCCGGCCAUCAAGUCCGCGCGGCCCGCCCUGAAAUCCCCGCGACCCAUCAUCACGUCCCCGCGGCCCAUCGUCACGUCCCUACGGCCCAUUGUCACCUCCCCGCAGCCUACCGUGAAGUCCCCGCGGCCCGUCAUCAAGGCCCUGCGCCCAGCUAUCAAGGUGGUGGACCCGAAGAAGAGGGAGGCGGCGGGUCUGCCCGUCAAUCAGUACCUCCAGUUUGGUGAUGUGUUUGACCAGAACGUUGGGGACGACUUUGGUCUGCGGCCAGGCUUCGGGGCAAACGGGGGGCACGCGGGAGGCUUCGGGGGGAACGCGGGGGGCUUCGGGGGGAACGCGGGGAUUUUCGCGGGGAACGUGGGGGGCUUCGGGGCGCAGCACACCAUUACGCGACUCAGCACCGCCACCCUCACCCACACCAGCUACGACCAGAUUGAGUUGACCAAAACCGUGACGGACACGUCGGUGAGCUACGUGACGCACUACAGCACGCAGUACAUCACCCAGACGACGCCGCUGUCCGUCUACAACACGCAGUACGAGACGGUGUACCGGACACAGUACAUCACUGAGACCGAGUUCCAGAACGUGCCCGCGUACACCACCUUCACGGAGACGCAGUACCUCACCGACUACCAGACCGACACGUCCCUGGUGGAGGUACCCGUGUACAGCACCAUCUUCACCACCGUCUACCACACCAAGUAUCGCACCGAGUACUUCACAGACACGGAUACGGUGCAGGUCCCCGUGUACACCACCUUCUACACCACCUUCACGGAGACCUCCCACAUCCCCACCUUGAUCACGGAGACCCACUACGACACCGAGUACGUCACCUCCACCACCUUCGUCACCACCGUCGCCGUUGACUACACCACCAUCACCACGCACGUCACCACCACCUCCUUCCAAGACGUGUACGUGACCAAAACGCACCCAGUCCCCGCUUACAUCACCAACACCGAAUACAACCAAGUCCUUAUCACGCAGACGGAGACGCGGCCGGAGUACAUCACCACCACCAGUCUUCGUGAGGUGGUGGUGACGCAGACGACCACUGUGCCUCUCUACCUCACCACCACGGCCAUCUCGGAGAUCCACCUCACCACCACGCACCCUAUCAACAACUACAUCACCACCACCGUGCCGGCCUAUGUGGUGAGCACAGUGGACCGCUACAUCACCACCACCGUGCCCUACUACGUCACCCGGACCGCCACAGCACAGGUACCCGUGAGCCGCCCCCUCGCUGCCUCCCCACCCCGCGGCAACUUCUACACGUACUACGUGUGACUCCGAACUGACGUGCCCCAGCAGUGACUACCCUCCCUUACCCCUUGAUACCCACCUCCCUUUCCUCCCCUGACACGUAUUACUCCAAGCUGACGUGCCCGCAGUUGUGACUAUCCUCCCCCUGCCCCUCAGCACCCUCCCUCCCUUCCUCCCUGACACCCCCCCCUCCCCCCGUCCCUCCUUCCUGCCUUCCUGACUCUUCACCUUGUCCCUCUCCUUCGUUAUACCUUCUCAUCACUUCACUAUUUCGUGACGUGAUGAUGUUAACCUCCCGCCACCUCCCCCUGACCUGUCCACUCCUUUCCCCAAUCCCUUCCUCAUUCGUGGUGUUACUUCUCCGUCACUUUGUUUUUUUGUUACAUGUGAUAAAGCAGCUUCCUCCCCUCCCUUUCCCUGACCAGUGCCCGUCCCUCCCUCUCUUGUGAAAAACUCUUGCCACUUUAUUGCGUCGUGAUGACGUUAUACAACAUACACCAGACCAAGACCAAGACCAUUCUCUUUAUGAAGUACCCUUCCUUGCCCCUUCCACUCCCUCCUUGGUCCCCAUCUCGAUACUUCCCCGUGCCACCUGCUUUCCCCUCCCUCCCCCUUUCCUACCGACAUGUUCCAGUCGAUCAGUAAUGAACUAAUGAAGUAAUCAGUAAUUAGGAUUGCGAGAAAGAUUUUGCUAGAUAAUAAUGAGUAGGAAAUGACGUACCUCCACUUUCCCCCAGAUCUUCCUGUUUCAAAAUAAGAGCUCGGUGGUUGUUAUCUAAGCCCCAUAAAUCUUCCAAAUGAUUGUUCACUUGGCGUCUCCCCUGACUGACCAUGUGUGUGUAUGUGUGUGUGUGUGUGUGUGUGUGUAAUAGACAGUAUUUACUUUGAAUGUUUAUUGUUGUAUGUUCACACGCACACUGAUUGCUUCUUUCACCCAGCACACAAGUUGUUUCUGCCUCGCCUUGCUGCCAUCCCAGUCUAGUCUCCGCUUCGCACACAGCCUCGUAUUCUCAGACAUCUUCGGCUCUCACAACAAAUAUUUCCAAAGGUCACAAAGGCGAUUAGUUGGGUUUUCACAAAUGUUUUUCACAUUCAUGGUGCAGAAUCCUUGUCAAACUAUCACGAGGCUCAUAACACGACCCAUGGAAAUAAUUACACCACAACCUCUACGAAAGCCUUACUAAAUAUGUGUGAGUAAGCCCAGAAAUGUUUGAGAGUACAGUCUACAGUAGUACUUAUUGUGAUAUUUUAUCACUCAUUUAAUACCGCUAUGUUGAUCGCUUUGCUGACCGCCUGAACAACGGCACACUGAAACAUGAUAUAAAACCAUGCACAGCUGAGAACUUCACACAGUGAGCAAACAUGCCACAAGAAAAUAAACUAAAAAUAAACUGGUCCAGAGUAAACAACUAAGCCACACAUUUAUUUCCCGGUGUGAUGCGUCUCUCCCACGACCUGCAGCCACAACCACCGCCGCAACAACCACAGCAGCUACCACAAAUACCAUUCCGACUCUACCGACCGCUCGGCCCAGGGAUUGCACGGAUUGCCCGGCAGACGAAUGACGAGGAAAGAACAGAACGAUGGCUGUGGUGAGGAGGCGGCUGAGCGGUGUGUGGUGUGGGGAUUGUAGGAUUAUAGUUUUAUCUCACAGUGUAAAAGCUGUUGGGACAUUCUCGACAAGUUGGGUGAAGGAGGAGGAAGGAAACAAGGGUGUAUUGAAGUGAGUGUAUUCCCAACUAGUUGUUAAACUUAAACCGGGGGGGCCCCCUCCACACACACUGCGAUACCUGUUGUGGCGUCAGUGUUGUAAAUUGUAAAUAAUUUCGUCCUAAUAAAGUUCUUGAAAGUCAUUGUUGAUUCUCGUUUCCCACCGCUCGAACCGCGCCGCGUACCGCCCUGUUGAGGCUCUCGUGGUGUGUGUGUGUGUGUGUGUGUGUGUGUGUGUCAGACACCCGAGAGUCUAACCAUUCACCUCUGAGGCAAGACAAGUCAGGUAGAGAAAGCCACCAACAAGUAUGAAUCUGAAGGUAAUUGAAGACGAGCAAGCAGUGGAAGUCACUGUGGUCGCGUGAUUCAUGCUGGAUGGCUUGCGUGUGACAAAAGAUUACACGUCCGUGGCGAUUUGUCUCGUUGGUAAUUGGAGUGUUUAACUGCACUGACGUCCACUCAAUACUAGAUGUUUUCUUGACUCGCUCGUGGUGUCGUGAUACUGAUGAGUGGCUGAGUGAGCGGCUGUUGGACCAGUGGCAGGUGUGUGGUCACGGGCGUGUGGUUAUAAGUCAGCUGACAGAUCUAAACACAGCCUCGCUGCGCCACCUGCUGCUGGUAACCAGAAAAAAAAAGUGUCUAUACACACACACACACACACACACACACACACACACACA